AUGGGUGACCCACGUGACGUGGCCUGCAAGCUUCACAUCAUGGAGAGCCCGGCCCAGGACUGGGUGGCCCAGCAGGCACGGUCGCAGGCCGCCUCCGCCCGCGCGGAGCGGGAGCGCCGCCAGGCAGCCGAGGACGCCGCUGAUGCGGGGCGCGAAGCCGGCGCCCGCGUGCGUGGUGCCGCCGAGGAGGUGGCGGGCGGCGUGGCCGAGGCGGCCGAGUCCGUGUCCGACCAGCUGGGCCAGGCGGCGGCAGGGGCGGACCGCGUCGCCACGUCACCGCCGUCCAGCUGGUCGGCCGAGGCCAGCGUCCCCGGCGCGCGCGUCUCGCCCGGCCCCACCCCCCCCGACGAGAAGCUGGUGGGUGAGCUGCGCGAUCGCCUGCUGGCGCUGGUGCCCAGCCUGGACCGCGGCGUGGCUGCGGGCCCCGAGGUCGCGGCGCGGGUGGAGAGCCUGGCCGCACAGCUGGGUGCUGCGGGCGGCCCCGUCAUUCUCAGCCGCGCUGGCGGGUACGGCUCUGCCGGCGGGUAUGGGGCCUCCCCCUCCGACUCCACCCUGCAGCAGCUGGGUGGCCGGUGGCGCCUGGUCUACUCCUCCGCCUUUGCCAAGGCGGGGCGCCUGACGCUGCCCCUGCCCCUUCCCGCAAAUGUGGGUCAGAUCUACCAGGACAUCUUCACCGACACCAACGAGCUGGACAAUGUCCUCGAGCUGCUCUCGCCCAUCAGCCUCGCCUCGGUUGUGCCAGGCCUGUCUGGGAGCCGGCCCACGGCCACGGUGCGCCUGAAGCAUUCCUUCGUACUGGAGGGGCCGUCCACGCUGAAAAUCUCGCAGACCAGCACCGAGAUCCGGCCCUCUGGUGGGCUCCAGGGCUGGCUCGACUCCGUGCCCACACUGAAGCCCCCCAGCCUGCCCCGCGGAUCAGGGGGAUCUGCCAGCUUCGAGAUCCUGUAUCUGAAGGAUGAUCUGCGCAUCAGCAGGUCCAGGGGAGGCAUCCGCGUGUUCCUGAGGGGCCAGGCCUGA
Auxenochlorella protothecoides is the source of this 1017-nucleotide messenger RNA. RefSeq names its product putative plastid-lipid-associated protein 6, chloroplastic. The record is from RefSeq and is a predicted model, not a curated record. NCBI's taxonomy places the organism in Eukaryota, Viridiplantae, Chlorophyta, Trebouxiophyceae, Chlorellales, Chlorellaceae. The transcript is spliced from 6 exons. The coding region runs from base 1 to 1017 and encodes 338 amino acids.